AAAUCGACUGACAUUUAAAUAAUUAUUGACAUAAACGUCAGUGAGAAAGUUGGUAGUAUUUGUCAAGCUUGUAUGAUAUAAAAAUUCUAUGAUCGCUUAGAUUAUUGAUUUCUAAAUAUAUAACAUAUGUUUUAAGAAGAUAAUAUUUAAAAUUAUUUGGAAAUGGCAGACACUGAUCCACAAUUAAAACGGCUUUUACUUCCAGCAGAAGAAACUUUAUUUGAACAAUUAUUAAGAUUUGGACUAUAUAUUGGUGCAAUAUUCCAAGUUAUAUGUUUAUUGGCAAUAAUAGUUUAUCAAGUAGGCCCUUCUGAUGGUAUAGGUGCUUUGAAGGAUGAUCCAAGUGAUGUUGAAUGCUCAGAAAAUAGUCCUCAGGUUACCCCAAGAAGACCUCAUAGACCACGAAAACAAGAAAAAAAGAAAAGACGUUGAAUUGUUUUCUUGUUUAUAUGAAAAAUAUAUUAUUUAAUAAUUUUAAAAACUAAUAUUAAAUAUUAAAUGCUAUUUGUAUAAUUUAUUAUUUAGA
Molecule: messenger RNA, 526 nt
Organism: Apis laboriosa (Himalayan honeybee)
Lineage: Eukaryota; Metazoa; Arthropoda; Insecta; Hymenoptera; Apidae
Product: protein MANBAL
Exons: 3
Coding region: 163-432 (89 amino acids)
Cellular component (GO): membrane
Source: RefSeq, a predicted model, not a curated record